AUCAGCGCCACCACCACCAGCCAGCGAUCCAGCAGAAAUAAGCUUGAAGAGUUGAUUGUGAUGCCGUUUCUCAUUGAAUGAAAAUUCGAAAUUUGAUGCCUUUAUACUGUAAAAAGUGUCCAUUUUCAUUUAAAAAAUUGUUAAAAGUAGGAUUUUUUGCCGCAUAACCCGCUGAGAUGCUCACCAACUAAGAUACAAUUGCUUUAUUUAUUCUGGUUUCACUGUAGUUUAGUACCGACAAAGAAAAUGGAUUCCCAGCCAAAUAUAUUCGAGCCGGCGGUGACCCCCGAAGAAUGGCAAAAAGUGCCCUCCGAGAUUGGCCAGAAACUGGUCAACUUCGUCAAUGAAAAAUUCGAAGAAUUUAUCACCUCCAAGGCUUUGUUGGAGACCAAAAGCUUUAACUCUGAACAACUUUUAACCGAAGUAAAAGCCCAAGUCGAAACCGUAAAAGGCGAAAAUGAAAAUCUCAAAGCACGCCUCGCUGCUGCUUCCGUAUCCAUCAACGAACUCGAAUCCCAAAUAACCACCAUGUCCGCGGAACUCACCCGUCUGCACACCUACUCCAACAAACUGGAGGCCGAUACGGCCGAUUUCCGACACCAGCGCAAUUUGGCAGUGGAUGAGAGGGACGAGUGCUUCAAAAUGAUGGAACGCAGAAAAUCGGAACUGGAACGCAUGCAAAUGGACCUCGACACAUUGACGAAACAGCUGGAGGAUGCCACUAGGACCAAGUGCGAGGCCUUAGCUGAGGCCGAAGAGGUAAAGUCAAUGAAGGUUUCGUUGGAGUAUCGCGAGAAACGACUGGAACAAGAUCGAGAGCUCAUGCAAACUAAAAUGGAUAGUCUGGAAAAUGAUGUGAGAGAACGGACUGAAGAAAUCUUGAACAUGCGCCGAGAUAGCAACUCCCGUUGCGUCCAAUUGGAAACGAAGUUGUCUGACAAAACUCAAGAGUUGGCAGUUGCUGUGGAUCAGUGCAACUCACUGCUGGAACUGAACCAGGCAUUGACUACGCGUAACGAAGAGUUGGCUCAGAAAUUGUUAGAUCUGAACGAGACACAUUCCAAAACGAAUGAAUCUUACGUGUGUGAGAUUGAGGCGAAGACCAAGAUGGCAAAUGUGUAUCGGGCUAUGAGUGAGCAGAGUCAAAAACAUGCCGAGGAGUUACAGAAGGCGUUGACAGAGGUUCAAGAACUACUAAACCUUAACACAGAAAAAUACGGUGAACUGGAAACAAAAUUGAAAGAGAGUGAACUAUCCUGUGAAGAAAUAGUGGCCAAGAAAAACGACUACAUUGCAAUGUUGACCAAGGAACUGGAAACUGCUAACGAAGUUAUUGAAGAAUGCAAAAACGAGUCGCUUUCUAGAAACAUUGAAGGUAUUUCCAACAUGGCAGCUAACAUAUCUCGAGGACUAACAAAUGAUUCAUCAGGUCGUACCAUGUCCUAUACCACCCUUUAUUCUCAAUAUGUCCAGGCCAAAGAACAAUUAGCGACCAAAGACGAAGAGUGCGCGCGUCUCAACAACUACAUCGCUUGCAUCGUUCAGGAGGUGGAAGAGAAAGGUCCUCUCAUCAAACAGUUGCGCAGCGAGUACAGUGAAUGUUUGGACAUGCAGGAGGCUUUGAAAACCGAAAACGAGGCUCUAACGUCCGAACUGGAGCAAUUGCGCGAAGAGCGAGCGGAAAACCACCGCAUGGAGAGUAAAGUUGCUCGUGAAAAUCAGCGAAUGAAAAAGGAAGUUGCCGAUUUGUCGCGGCAAGUUGUUCAUUUGUUGCAGGAAGUUGAACACUCAAGAAUCGGCUCCUCCUCAGUGUCAUCUGACAACGACAUGAGCGACAGUGUUUGUUCUGCCGAUAUUAUUUCCAAGCGUUUGGUCACAUUUAAUGACAUUGCUGAACUACAGGCGACCAAUCAGAAGUUACUGGCGCUGGUGCGAGAGUUGACGGAACGUCAGGAGGAAGUGGAGUCAUACGAUCCGGCGGCCGUAGCCAAGUUGCAGCAGAAGCUGAAGGAAUUGCAGGAGUCGCAGAUGGAGCUGUUGCAAGAACGAGAGCAGCAGGCUAAAAUGAUGACGACUUUAAGGAACCAGCGAGAUAUGUUCAAAAAAUCGUUUGGACAUGAUAUGAUAGGUGCCGGUGGUGAUCUCAGCGAGAGAAGCUUCCCUAAUAUGCGUCACCAAGACGACUCUAACACAAAGUCCCAAUCUGAUUCCAAGUCUGAUGAAGAAGUGCACGAGUUGAGGCAGCAAAUCGAAAAAUACAAAAAACAACUGGACCAAGCGAAAGAGGAGUACGAUCAGUACCGGAAAGAACGCCUCGAACAUGAGAAAAUUAUUCUCGAACAGAUCGAAACGAUAAGAAAUGAGUCCAAAGAGCUGCAAAAAGCCAACGGAAAACUCGCCUCGCAAUCAGAGUACAAUGAGGAAAGAUUCAAAGUAUUCCAGAAUAAUACGGAAGUUUAUAAAAAACAAAUUCAAGCUCUAGAAAAACAAAACAAAAUUUAUAGCGAAGCGCUGAUUAAACACGAACAAUCGGCCAGUUAUUUGAAAGAAGACGCGCUCAAGAAUCAAACCAGAGCCAGCGUAGCUGAGGUGCAGUUGGCAAACAUCACAAAAGAGAACGCUCUGCUUCGGGACGCCGAAAAACGCCUGACUAGAGAAAGUGAAAUGCUACGCAGACACACACAGCAACAAAACUUAAUCACAAGCAACAUUGAACUGAUCAAAGCCACUCUAGAACGAAACGAAGCUGAGAGUAAGCUGCGCUUGGAAUCAAAACUAGACGAAGCACAUUUAGAAUGUUCCGCUUUACGUAGAAGAUUAGAAGAGGAGCAAAAUCACUUUAGGGAAUUGACGCAGCAUUUGGAGAAAGCCACUAAGCAUGCCCAGGAGCGUAUGGAAGAAAACAAAAUUGAAGCGGACAAACUUCGCCAAGAAUUGACCGAGACUAGACAGGAAUUGUCCAAUAAAACUGCACACAUUGAAAACUUGUCGAAACAACUCAAAAGUUCAGUAUUCCAAAUCCAGGAUGUCAGCGUUGAAAGCCGCAAGCUACGAGAAAUUGAGCAACAACUCGCUGACAGCCAAGCAGAGGUAAAUUCGCUGAAACUCAAACUGAAAUCCACAAAAGAAGCGUCCGAGAAUUACUUCAACAUUGCUCAAAAUGCUGAGAAGCAACUCAAAGACUUAUCACUCGAAAACGAAAAAUAUGUUCAGACAAUAUCUGAAAAAGAACAACAAGUGCAACGUUUGACAGAUAAACUAGGUGAAUUACAAGCGGAAUUGAGCAUACAAAUGGAUGACCAAGACAUAAACAGUGCCGACAUAAAGAACCAAAAACAACAGUUGCAAGAAGAACUUCAUGGCCAAUCAUUAACUUUAAAACAAACCAGAGAACAAUUGGAACUGGCCAAAAGUGAUCUGAAGCUUCUCAGUGAGCAAUUGAAAGCCUCCGAACACAAAUAUGCCCGAGAGGUGGCGCUACACUCGAGCGAUUUGCAAUUGUUGCAAAAUUUAAAACAGGAAUUGCAGGCGGCCAAAGAUUCAUACAAAGUUAUGGAUCAGCAAAGGAAAGAGGCUGUGGACAAUUUGCAGGAAUAUUUAUUGAGCAAAGAGGAGCAAACGGCUAUAUUGAACUCUGAAAAGGAAAAAUUGGAGGUUAGGUUUAAGAGCAUGGACGAACAAAACACUCUACUGCUCGAUCAAAUCGAGGCAUUAAACAGGCAAUUGACCAUCAUCCAAGGACAAGCUGAUCAUAAUUCGUCCGCCAAUUCGUCAUUGAUUGAAGAUUCGGCCGACAGCAACCAAUUAUUAACAAUCCUAAAGUAUUUACGACAGGAAAAAGACUUGGCUGUAAGUAAAGCGGAUGUGAUUGAAGCCGAACAUUUCCGCUUGAAAUCCCAGUUUGAAGCUGUCCAAAAACAGCUACAAGAAGCUAAAAGCCUAUAUGAAGCUGAACGUCAAAAGAGUGAGAUUAAAAACGUUACUGCUGCCAAGCAUGCUGAAGUUUUACGGCAGAUGGAGACAUUUAAUGCUGUUGCUGACAGCAAUCGUUCUUUGAGGCAGGAACGAGAUGCUUUGGCUGACGACAUUCGAAAAUUACAGGCCAGAGCUGAACAAUUGGAAGUCAGUAUUGCGCCCUUACAAGAAAAUAAUCGCGAUUUAAUGCAAAAAGCUGAUCAAAUGCAAACCGAGAAUAUUUCGUUGAGAGCCGAAUGUACCAGAUGGCGUCAAAGGGCGAAUCUGCUUAUAGAAAAAACUAACCGGACCAGUCCUGAGGAUUGGAAGAAACUCCAAACUGAACGUGAAACUUUGGCCAAACAAUUGACAAUUGAGCGAGGAAAUAAUGCGAAACUAACUGAGGAUAAUGCAACAUUAAAAGCUAGGUUGGACAAAAUGGAACAGGAAGUUAAAUCAUUGAAAAUGCAGAAUCACGGGCUCGUAGAGGAAGUUUCUAGGCUUAAGGAGCAAGUGGCAUUGUUGGGAAGCAAUUUGAAACAAGUUCAAGAAAAUCGCGAUGAGGUUAAUAAAACAAACGCUAAGUUAACUGAGGACAAUCGAUUAUUUUCAGAGGAGCUGGCCGUGAAGGAGACUUCUGUAACAGAACUGAAAAACAAUUUAGCCCAAGUUAAGAAAAUCGCCAAAAAGUACAAGACUCAGUACGAAGAGCAAGUGAAAGAAAUUGAGAUUAUGAAGGAGCAACAAAGUGAGCAGAUGUCAACUAUGGAGAAACAGCUGGAAUUGGAAAAAGUAGGGUUGGAGGAUCGACUCAGUCAGCUCGAAAUUUCUCAUAAAGAGGCGCUGGAACAGUUAAAACUUGAUAAAGAGCAACAAGAGCAAAAUUUCACAAAAGAAAUGGAAGCUCUAAAACAAUCGAGCCAAGAGAAAGAGGAUAAAUUUAAAUCACUAUUCAAAAGCGCCAAAGAGCGCAUAGUGACUCUGACCGAACAAAAUACUGCUUUGUUAGAAGAAGUAGAUAAGCAAGUAAAGGAUAGCGCCAUGACUAGCACGAGUAGUAGCAACUCUGUCGGAGUUAGUGUUAAUACCGAUGGAAAUAAAGAUAAUGACCUAAUGGAGAAAAUCCAGCAACUGGAGCAAGAAAAGGAGGCGCUGCAAGAAAAGUUGCAGCAAGAAAAACUUGCGCGAGCGCAAGAAUUGGAGGCGUUGAAAUUGAAACCGAACAGCUGCAGUUCGGCCAUGAUGUCGAGCGACAAGUCUUCCAUGGAGAGGCCUACUGCUGAUAUCAAGCCUAUUCCUGGUCAUUCUACUAACACUCAAACUCAAUCGGUGCCGAUUCAACCGUGGCGCAACGUCGGAGAACCACCUUUAGCCAGCAUCAGGCCAAUGUCACAACAGUUGAGAACGGCUGCCGUUUUGCCCACCACUCAAACGCCUAGUGCUGCCGUUAUGGUUCCACCCCAACAGCAAGUACAUACCACGGGUUCGUCAUCGAUUGAAGCCCUGAGCAGCAGCAGCCCGACAUCCUCGCACACCGACUACGUCCCAGCCACUAGCUCGGCCAGUUCACCGAUGUUGAAUCCUAGACAAGUUGCCGUGCCACCCACCCAGUCUUCGGAAGACGACGAUAGCAAUAUGCAGGUCCAGGCCGCUCCAACACAGCAACAAGCUCUGGCUGUGGUGUCGCCUAGAGUAGAACCGCCCAGCAGUGGAAGCGGUGGCGCCACACAGGAGCAGGGUACCAGUUCCAGUAGCUCGAACACUGUGACCACGACGCAGGCGGGUCUGAAGCGUCAGAGGGACUCGGACACGGAUAGUUGUCAAGCUGAAGAGAAAAAUGCGAUCAAGCAACAGAGUAAACGGACUCGAUUACAGCAGGCGAGUGACAGUGGAUUGGAAGUGGAAUACCAAGUGCCGACUAGUAGCCAGCGUGAUCAAGAUGACGAUAAUGUUAUUGUACUGGAAAGUGACGACGAGGCUAUUCCUGACGAAGGCGAGUGCGACGAUCAGGACGAGCCCGACGAAGCUGAGGUAUACGAUGAUAUGGAGGAAGGCAUGGAACCAGACAACUAUGACGACGACGACUGUCAAGAUGUCGAAGAUGAAGAGGAGGCCGACAAUGAAGUGGAAGUAAUAUCAGAUUCCAGUGAAGUACCCAAUCAAAGCCACGGUGAGACUGAGGAAGCUCGGGAAGCUGCUGAAAAUAGUAUGGAUGAGGAACAGGCUCAGUCUGAAGCGAUCAGCAGCGGAACUGAUGCAGCCGCAGCAGGCCCUUCCAGUUCAUUCUCACCAGCGGUAGCAGCAUCUCCUCCAUUUUCUCGCUCCCGUCUCGUCCCACCGCUACACCGCCACCAGAAUCUUCUGGACGAAUCUGCCCUUGACGACGGUAUAGUACCCUCCACCCCCACCCUAUUCGCUCCACGUCGUUCCGACGGUUUUGGCGAGGCUGUCAGUUCACCCCACGUACCGUCUAGUGCCACGGGACGGUUCACUUUCAACGAAUCGCAACUGGUACAGCCGUCACGUGGUGGUGGGGAUUAUAGUAUCUCGGAAGUUCCCCAAGUGGAUAACGUGGAUAAUAGUACCGGAAGGAGUGUGCCCACAACGCCUUUGCAAUCGUCGCCACAGGAAAGUAUACCCAAUCUAAUUGACGAACAUGGAGCUGAUGGACAGGCGCAGAGUGAUGCAGAAAUUCCCCAAAUAUCGAUCAGCACUGAAGAAGAAGAAGGCAGGGGCGAAGGUAGUUCGGCCGAAGUUAUGAUGGGUCCACCAAGCCAAGCCGGCACAUCUUCUGAAGAAAACCGCCAGGAAAAUGAAGUCGAGGUCGAGGAUGCCGUGAGCUCCGAAGGCGAAAAACAGCCUCAGGCCGAAGAAGGCGAAGAAGAAGGUCGUGAAGCGGAAGCUUCUCCGAGUCCUACUGAGGUUAGGAGAAGUUCGAGGGCAGCUCCGUCAGCGAGACGCUCUGCGAGGCUGUAUCCCGGUAGCAGAGGACCGUCAAGAAUGGGGCCCACACCUAUCGUAUGGGGCGAUCAAAGGCAUCCGCAUUACAGGAAUCAGCAGCAGCAACAACAACAGCAACACGAACGCAAUAGAAGCCCAAACUAUGGAAGCGGCGGUAACGUUGGUCGUUCCAUGACACGAAGACCUCGCACCAGAAUGCAAAGACCUCCGUUUGGCGGCCGGUUUUAAAACCCUCCGCUGCUUGUUUAUUCAUUCCGCAACAAGAAUUCAUUUUUUUUUAUACUUAUGUCAUGAAUCAAUUUUAGAAUGGGCGGGUAUUAUAAAACUAUUUUGAACAGAUAACUGAGUUACCUUCUGGAAAUGCUAUGAAAAGUAAUGUCAUUCGAGAAUUUAACUUUUAGUUAUUAUUAUGUCGAAAUAUUUUUAUAAUGCCUGCCCUUAGGAGUAGAUAAUUUAGGGAAAUAUAUAAAUAUUAUUUUUGACGGAUUUCAAGUUAUCGACUGUAUAUUUCAUUUUGUGUAAAAUUCACUUUUAGCUUGAGUCAACUUUUUUGUGAAAGGAUAUAAGGGAGUAUGAAAACAUCUUAAUAAUCUAAAUGUAUGUUAUCAGGCAUAUUAUUCAAGUUGAAUAUUAUAAUGUAUUAAAGUGAUUUCCAUUUUAUUUGGCUUCUGCUUGCUGUUUUAUUUGAACUUAUCAUAUUCCAGGU
Ceutorhynchus assimilis (cabbage seed weevil) is the source of this 7621-nucleotide messenger RNA. The record is from the annotation of a GenBank genome assembly. NCBI's taxonomy places the organism in Eukaryota, Metazoa, Arthropoda, Insecta, Coleoptera, Curculionidae.